AUGACAUUCAAACAGUAUUCAUCUAUAUCAUCUUCAUUAGAACAUAGCAAUGUCAAUACAAUUGUAAGAACAGAGUUGAAAAAAUCAUCUAAUUCAAAGACUUGUCGAAUAUGUGAUGACAAAGCACGUAUUGUUAAUUAUGGUGCACUUUCUUGUCAAUCAUGUAAAACAUUUUUUCGUCGUAAUGGAUUUCGUCCACAAGAUGUUCGUCCAUGUAUUUUCGAUGCAUGUUGUGAAAUUAACAUGCAAACACGACAUACAUGUGCUGCUUGUCGUCUUGCUAAAUGCCUUAUGAUGGGUAUGAGUCCAGAUUUCAUUCGUAAAGAAGAUCGCACAAUAUCAAAAGGCUCAUCAUCAUCAUCAUCAUCAUCAAAACCAAACAAUGCUGAACAAGUUGUAUCCAAACAAACAACAACUACAUUACAACUAGCAACAUUGGAUAUUCUUCAAGGUGAUCAAACUCAUCUUGACAAUUCUGAAUUGACAUUACUGUCGAAUAUUAUACAUGCUUAUGAUAAAUACAGCAUUGAUUCACAAGUACGUCUUGCUAUCGAUAGUCUAGCAGCGCAUCCUAUUGCAAUGCACAUUACUAUGAUAGAUCCACUUGAAAUUAUGCGACAAAUAUAUACAUCAACUCGAUCAUUUAUUAGUUCUUCACCUGAUUUUCAAAUAUUAACUGUUGAUGAACAAACUUCACUUGUCGAACGAAAUUUACAUGGUAUUAUCGGUUUAAGUGAACUGUUAUUCUUUCGUAAUACCGGUAUUCUUCACAAUCCUUCAUGUAUGGAAGCAUUUACAAUGGUUUAUGGAUCAGACAUGAUGUUAAUAACAAAAAAUUUGAAUGAAAGAUUAGAGCCUGAUUCAACACUUGUAAAACUGAUGCUCAUCACAUUAGCUUUCUCGUCGAAUUGUUUAAUUUUGAACAUAAAUGAGAAAAUGAAAGAUGAUCGUCUAUUAUAUGGAACAUUCCGUCUCUUAGGAAGUCAAAAUGUUUAUGCCGAACUUUUUUGGAAAUAUAUGAUUUAUCGAUGUGGUUAUAACGAAUCAGCAAUUCGAUUUUCCCGACUUAUACAAAUCUUUUUAUGUAUUCUAGCAAAUUUCUCAACUGUUUUUACAAACAAUGAAGCUCAUCAAAAAAUGGCUGAUGAUGCCAUCAGAGAAACAAAACAAUCACUCACUAUUGAUGCUAAUGAGCAAAUCCUAUUAUGGGGAAAGAUAUAA
This is a messenger RNA of Rotaria sp. Silwood1, 1221 nucleotides long. Lineage: Eukaryota; Metazoa; Rotifera; Eurotatoria; Philodinida; Philodinidae. The record is from the annotation of a GenBank genome assembly.